AUGCCCUACUCUCUCCGCACACGCACACGCCAGCCCCUCGCGCCCCUCGACCUCCCAGAAGACCGCCCCAUGCUCAAACGAUCCCCCUCAAGCACCAGCCUGAGGUCCCCGCAGAAACACUCCAAACUCGAUCCCCCACCCUCCCCAGGUCCUUCCUCCUCGAGAUCACGAUCCGUACUCCGCUCAGGCGGGAUGGAAGGGAAGCGGGGAAGUGUGACCCCCAGGAUGAGCUUGUCAAAGAUGAUGGGGAGGGGGGAGAAGGGGAUGGAUGGGGCGAGGUCCCCUGCGAGGAGGUUGUUUGGUCCGGAGACUCCAACGAGCGGGAUAUCGGGGGCUAUCAUAACGCCACCAAGGCUCGCGCCAUCACCACCCAUGGACGGAUCCACCUCAUCGCCCUUUGUCGUUCUCCCCACCUCAUCAAACGUGCAAAAUCUGCCGAAUACUGGUGCUGAGAAUGGACAAGAUGGGCAGCAUGAUCCGGGGUUCGUGAUCUUGCCUGAUCCCAAGGGAAAGGGGAAGAGCAAGGCGGAGGCGGGUCGUACGGCUACCACCCCCACGCGUCUACGCCGGGGCCGCUCACGAUCCCGAUCCGUCGCCGCCGAAGACGGCGCAGACCUCCCACCACUGGCCUCAGAAAACCAAGAAAACAUCCCCCCUCCACCCCCUGUCCCUUCCCUCCCUCCACAUCUCCCCGAAUACAAAUCAAAGCUCCCUCCCUCACCUAUUUCUCACCCAUCAUUAUCACGUUCCACCACCACCACAUCACCUUCCUCUUCCCCAUCUUCAUCCCUCCUGCCGCCUCCGAUGGCGCAUUCGGCGUCGUGGUCGGGUACGCCGGGAAGGAGGAGGGAGAGGUCAAAGUUGGUGAAUGAGCUGUUGAUGGUACGAGGGGAGACGGAGAUGCCGUCGUUCUUGGAAGAACAAGCAGGGCUGGAGGAAGGGGACGAGUUGACACCGGGUAAACGGGUCCUACGCUCAACGAGAGGCAAGCAAAAACUGGCCGAGGAGGUGGAUCGUCUAUAG
Cryptococcus wingfieldii CBS 7118 is the source of this 1023-nucleotide messenger RNA. RefSeq lists its product as hypothetical. Bases 1 to 1023 code for a protein of 340 amino acids. The transcript is spliced from 2 exons. The record is from RefSeq and is a predicted model, not a curated record. Lineage: Eukaryota; Fungi; Basidiomycota; Tremellomycetes; Tremellales; Cryptococcaceae.